AUGCCCAAGGUCCGCGGCCUUAGAACCAUCAAGAAGGAAAUCCUCAAGUUAAUCAGCACAUACGUUGACAAGGCUGAUGACCUUGAGAUGGUUCACGAGCGCCUUGUGCCCGACCUGUUGCAAGCUGUUCUUCUCGACUACCAGAACAACGUCCCUGAUGCUCGCGAGGCUGAGGUCCUGAACGUCAUGACUACCAUCAUCAAGAAGCUUCAAGUACGUUGGACCCCUAAUCGUAGCAGACACUCGGUCGGCUUGAUCGCCAUUCCACUUUUCACGCAUCACGCUAACAUUUUCCAGGGCUUGAUGACCAAGGACGUUCCCGGCAUUCUCGGUGCUGUCUUCGAGUGCACUCUGGACAUGAUUAACAAGGACUUCUCCGAAUACCCCGAGCAUCGUGUCGAAUUCUUCAAGCUUCUCCGCGAGAUCAACUUGCGUUGUUUCCCUGCUCUUCUUCAGCUCGACCAGCGCCAGUUCAAGUUUGUCAUCGACUCUUGCAUGUGGGCCAGCAAGCACGACAACCGCCUGGUCGAGGGCGAAGGUCUCAACAUGUGCUACGAGCUUGUCCAGAACAUGUCAGAGACCGACGCCGAGAUUAGCGGACCCUUCUUCCAGAACUUCUACACUACCAUUCUCCAGGAUGUCUUCUUCGUCUUGACUGACUCGGACCACAAGGCUGGCUUCAAGUACCAGUCUAUGCUCCUCGCACAAAUGUUCUACCUCGUCGGCUCUGGCAAGCUGAACUCGCCCAUCUACACCUCCGACAUGGCACCUGCGGGCACAUCGAACAGAGAGUUCCUUCAAAACUUCGUUGGCAACCUUCUUGUCAACGCCUUCCCUAACCUCACACCCGCACAAAUCCAGAAGUUCAUCACCGACCUGUUCUCGCAAGCCGAUGACAUCAACCGCUUCAAGCUCACAUUGCGCGACUUCUUGAUUCAGCUCAAGGAGUUUGCUGGUGACAAUGCCGAAUUGUUCAUCGAGGACCGUGAGAAGGCUGCCCAAGAGGCCAAGGUGCAAGAGAGAGAGCGCGCCAUGAAAGUUGGCGGUCUACUCAAGCCCAGUGAGAUCGAUGAUGACGAGCUGUGA
Molecule: messenger RNA, 1086 nt
Organism: Aureobasidium vineae
Lineage: Eukaryota; Fungi; Ascomycota; Dothideomycetes; Dothideales; Saccotheciaceae
Source: the annotation of a GenBank genome assembly